UUUUAGCCCUUUUCCUCCUUUCUCUGCUUAUCAAAACGGCGCCUGGCAGUUUGAGUGUUGCUCGCCGCCAGGACGCUCCAAUUCGGACACCGGCGAUGGAUAAUUCUCCAAACAAUAUACACACCAUUGUCAAGGCUCAGAUCGUUUUCCUGCUUUCGACUUUGACAGAGGACAAUUUCGAGAGGAACCAAGCCGAGAUUCGUUCUUUGUCAGAGCAGCACGGAAUAGACACCUACCUCCAUUUCAUACGCCGCCUCAUAGGUCACUCCCAAGGCCGAAUUACAUCCUCCGCUCCCCCAUCUUCCUUUGACACGUCUAAUGCACUCACCUUUCGCCUUCUUGUGCAAGAAACUCAGCGACUCGCGCACGAUCCUUCCUUAGCAGAUCGAUUCCGUGACGGCAUAGACAAGGGAGAGGGAGAGGUCUUUCGACACUUCGAUUUCCAGCGAUUCGCCGAUCGAAUUGCCCUUAGACCACUUGAAAGGGUUAUACUGGCUUCUUCCAUCAUAUCUGCACCCACCCGUCGCGAGCUUGUCGCCCAGGCUGCAAAUGUAAUUCGCUCGGAGUUCGAUAGUGCCUUGCUUGCCCUUUGCCAACAUCCAUCUUUUGACCACGCCGACCUUAGCCCAUCCCAAGUGGCUAAGCUCAUGAUGAAUCUGUUCUCGGAUACCACGAACGACAUUCCUGUCCUGGACUUUCAUCAACGCCAGUCGCUCAUCGCCGCAGCGCAGGCUAAGUACGGGCCAGACAUCGUAGCUCCUAUCUUGCAGAAGAUAUUCCCCACCAUGAGCCUGCCACCAAAUGCCUCGCUUGUGCAAACAUUGGUUCAGUUGGGGCCCGAAAUCACGAGUGAUGCAGAUGUUGUCAAAGCGCUACUAAUGCGAUUCAACAUAACGGAGUCGAGUCCCCCCCGUGAAGCUCAGGUGACGGAGAUUGUAACAAGCCUUGCUCGAUUUGUUACGGAGGGCGUCCCGCUUUGUGAUGUUGGUGCUUUGAUUCGAGCUCUGAGCAGCUUGCAACCCACCAUGAACUGGGUUAAUGUCAUAAAAUCAUUCGACAGGCCCGAUAGGCACGGUGUCGACACGGCCACGCUCAAACUCAUCAUCUCAGUCCUCAUGAAUUCCCCGCUUGAAGUCACUCCCCAUGCAGUUUCGGGGUUCUGGGAGCCCUGGUCCAACUCUUUGUAUCAGCUAAAGUUGCUAGAUGCUCUCCUCUCGUUGCCUGGGGAUACCUUCAAUUUCGUCUCACUGCCUGGUAGGAGAGUAGUUACAGUGGACGAUGUCGCCUCGGCUGGGCCAACCAUCAAAGCCCUUGCAUCCAAUGUCCAGGUACAUACGUGGAAUUCCUUGGAGCUAUUUGAGGUUCUGGUCUCCUUAGCGGACUCGGAAAGCGCGGAUACACGCGCUUUUAUUCGGGAGAUGCUCGACAAGGCGAUCAAGAUCAGUGCUGAGCUUGUUCACAUGGGUCUUCUUCAAGUCCAGGACGGUAACUGGAACGAAAUUCGCACUGAAUACUCGAGAAAGUUGCUGGGACUGUUUCUUGCUGGCCAUCCAAACCACCAACUUGUCUUCAUGCGUCUUUGGCAAAUUGACCCUACAUAUCUUCUGGAUGCUUUCCGUGAUUUCUACAAUGAGAAUCCGUUGAACAUCACAAGAAUUCUUGAUGUCGCUCAGGAUCUCAAAAUUCUGGAAAACCUCCUUGAGGCCCAGCCGUUUACAUUCGCAUUGGACGUCGCUGCUCUGGCAUCUCGUCGGGAGUACCUUAAUCUUGAUAAAUGGCUUGCGGAUCACGUUGCAGAACACGGUGCCAGCUUCCUACACGCUAUGGUCUCUUUCUUAGAAAUCAAGAUGGAAAGCGAGAAAACAGCAAGGCUGUCUGACCCCGCUGUUGAAAGUCGUACCAUACCUCUCAGCCCACAAUCUGUGACAGUUUUCCUUCGCACUCUUCGGUCCAAUACUUCUGUUAUGUCUCGGGAGGAUAUCGACUACUGCCUCGAAGUCCGCAGCGCUUGUCUGCAAGUCUACCCUCGCUUGAUGUCUCUCUUGCCUGGCACCGAAGUUGAGCCUGGGUUCACUGUUGUGAACUACUCCCCAGAUAUAGAGGCUGAGGUAGACGCCAUCUACAAGCAGAUGUAUGACGAGCAAACGACGAUCGACGAAGUCAUCGCGAUGCUUGUUCGUUGCAAGGGUUCAUCCGAUCAACGAGAUAGCGAAAUAUUCUCGUGCAUGCUCCACUUCUUGUUCGAUGAAUAUCGGUUUUUCCAGUCCUACUACCCUGCACGCGAGCUUGCGAUGACCGGUUACCUCUUUGGAUCCAUCAUCCAACACCAGCUCGUCGAUUAUGUACCUCUCGGCGUGGCUAUCCGAUAUGUAGUCGACGCUCUAAGCUGCCCUGCGGAUACAAAUCUGUUCAAGUUUGGACUUCAGGCUCUUGGCCGCUUCGAGUCUCGCCUUCCGGAAUGGCAACCUCUUUGCCAAGCAUUGCUCAGGAUCCCCACACUCAUGGAAGCCCGUCCGGAUCUCUCGUCGGUAAUCCAUCGUGCCAUAGCCGCUGGCAACGAGGCAUCUUCAUCCACUGCAGACAUGCGAGGGAUUGCUACAGGGCUAGCCUCCGAACCUGUCCCCGUUUUCACUGCGCUCAAGCCCGACACACUUGAUGGCGAUAUGCCAGCACCACCCGAGGAGCUCUCGGACAAGAUUCUAUUCAUCGUAAACAAUCUCUCACCAAACAACCUCGAAGCCAAGCUUGCUGAGAUGAAGGAAUACUUCGACGACGCAUUCGCUCGAUGGUUUGCGAAUUACCUGAUUGACCAGCGCGUCAGUACCGAACCUAAUAACCAUCAGCUGUACCUUCGCUUCCUCGAUGGCUUGGACCGCAAGGUUCUGUCUAAAUUCAUCCUUCAUGAGACCUUCGUCAAGUCAGCUUCCGUUCUGAAUCAUGAAAAGACUAUGCAACAAACAUCCGAACGACACAUCCUGAAGAAUAUUGGCGCCUGGCUGGGUACUAUCACUCUUUCCCGGGACCGGCCCAUCAAGCAUAAGAAUCUGUCGUUCAAGGAUUUGUUGAUAGAAGGCUAUGACAAUGGUCGUCUUAUGGUCGCGAUUCCUUUUGUUUGCAAAACCUUGGAGCCGUGCGCCAAAUCGAAGGUCUUCAAACCCCCUAAUCCAUGGCUUAUGGCCGUCAUUAGCCUUCUCGCCGAGCUGUAUCAUUUCGCCGACUUGAAGCUCAAUUUGAAGUUUGAGAUCGAAGUGUUGUGCAAGGGUCUUGACAUUGACCUUGAUACGGUAGAGGCCACCACGAUGCUGAGGACUCGACCCAUGACGGAUACACUCGCGCCUCCUGCGAUCCCGGAUUACGUCAACGAGUUAGAAUCACUGCCAUUGGGAGGUUACGAUCCCGCUCAACUUGGAAACGACUCACAAGUCCUGGGCUUGGACCAUGCAAAUGGGGAUACUUCACUUGACGUCGGUGGUCACAUCGAGUCAAUCCUUCAGGGUCUUUCGCAGCGUGUGGUCAUCAAUCCUCAGCUCGCGCCUUUGCAUAUCAACCAAGCUUUCAAACGUGCUGUGCAGUUAGCGGUCGAUCGGUCUGUUCGGGAGAUUAUUGUACCCGUCGUAGAGCGCUCUGUCACCAUCGCAGGGAUCUCAACCCGAGAACUUGCAACCAAAGAUUUCGCCACUGAACCUAGCGAAGACAAGCUGCGGAAGGCAGGUCAUUUGAUGGCUCAGAAGUUAGCUGGAAGUCUGGCAUUGGUAACGUGCAAAGAGCCUUUGAAGAGCAAUCUGGCAACUCAUCUGCGGUCGUUCCUUGUUGACCAUGGUUUUAACGAGCAAACACUUUCCGAUCAAGUCUUUGCCAUCCUUGUUCAGGAUAACUUGGACGUUGCUUGUUCUGCCAUUGAGAAGGCUGCGAUGGAGCGUGUUAUUUCUGAUGUUGAUGAAGGCUUCGCCGCGUCGUAUGAUCUGCGUCGGCGCCAUCGCGAGGUCCGCGGUGGACAAGUGUUCUGGGAUUCAGCGGCAACAUCAUCUAACUUUACCAUCAAUCUCCCCGAUCCUUUGCGCAUCAAGGCGAAUGGGCUACAGGCAAAUCAAUUUGCCGUCUAUGAGGAUUUCUCCGUGGACACUAAACGCCGAGCGCCCAUGAGUCGUCCCAGCUCUGCAGUGUCGAUGUCUCGCAACGAGCACUUGACGCCUGCACUUUACGCAGCUUCUCCUGCUCCAGAAUCCAACCUUACUUCCCAAAGCUCUCUGGAUCACCAGACAGCAAUGGAACGCUUUACGGCUAUCCUUCGGGACUUGGAGGCUCUCAUGACACAACUGCCGAUCCAGUCACUCGCCUCUUUACCACCUAAUCACGAUGUUCGCCAUCUCGUCCGUCAGAUUCUUUAUCUCGCAGCAGAGUCUACGGAUCGCCACCGGACUCCAUUAAUGAUGUCUCAGAAGAUCGUCCAGCUUUUGUACAAGACGUCGUCCCAAUUGGGACGGGAGAUUUACGUGGCUUUGCUCGAUCAGCUUUGCCGUUCAUUUGAGGAUGUUGCCAAAGAGGCGAUCACAUGGCUGGUAUAUGCUGAGGAUGAGCGCAAGCUCAACAUUCCUGUCACUGUGACUCUCCUUCGAAGCGGUCUCAUUAGUUUCUCUCUGCAAGAUCAACAGCUUGCAAAGACUCUAUUUGCUGAUCCUCGUCCAUCACUGCUCAACUUCGCUGCUGGCCUUAUCAGGGAAUGCCUUUCAGGCGAUCCUGCAGUAGCUUCGGUCAGCCAGUUCACCUUCUCCCUCGAAGUUUUAGGUCAGCUCGCUCAGAACGGCAAGGCUAACGAUGAAGCCAACCAUCUGCUUGAUGACAUCCGAGGCGUCCGCAGGCUAGGGCCUAGUGAAAUACGCCAGCCCUCACUGAAGCCAGAGACCGAGCAGCUUCGUGAGAAGUUGUUUAUCUGGUUCCAGCAAUGGGUCCAAAUAUACCAAAGGUCACAUACCCCCGAGAAAGCGUUCGUGCCUUACAUCACGCAGCUCACGAAGCAGGGUGUUCUCAAAGCAGAAGACGUAUCCUCGUUUUUCUUCCGUGUGUGCGCUGAGUCGGGCGUGAACUCGUACCUCAAAUGUGUCGCAGCUGGUGACUAUGAGCAUGCCUUUCAAGCCCUAGAUGCUUUGUCAAGGCUAAUCGUCUACAUCAUCAAAUACCACGGCGAUGCGUCGGGAGUCAACAACGACCAAGCAAAAGUGCACUACUUCACCAAAAUCUUGUCCAUUUUUGUGCUCGUUCUUGCCAACAUGCAUGAAACUCAGGGGGUUCAGUUCCAGCAGAAACCUUUCUUCCGCUUCUUCUCCAGCCUUAUCAAUGAUCUACAUGCGGUUGAGUCUCACCUCCGAACAGCGUACUUCCAAUUACUCCUUUCCAUCAGCGAUACACUCAGUUCGCUCCAACCAACAUAUUUCCCUGGCUUUGCCUUCUCGUGGCUUUGUCUCAUCUCUCACCGACUCUUCAUGCCCAAAUUGCUUCUGUCAGAAAAUCGCGAAGGAUGGUCCGCUUUCCACAGACUUCUGCUUUCCCUCUUCAAGUUCCUCGCGCCCUUCUUGAAGGAAGCUGACCUACAGAUCGCUUCACGAGAUUUAUACCGCGGGUCCUUGAGGUUGCUUCUCGUUCUUCUUCACGACUUCCCCGAAUUCCUCAGCGAAUACUACUUUACCCUUUGCGACUCUAUUCCUUCCCGCUGCAUUCAACUUCGCAACAUCAUCCUCAGCGCCUUCCCCUCUACCAUCACCCUCCCUGAUCCACACCUUCUCAACUACAAAUUCGAGUCCCUCCCUGAAAUGGGGCCAAUCCCUCCCAUCCUCUCUGACUUCACGUCCAAUCUCAAGAACGGCGACUUGCGCACCCAUCUCGACCAGUACCUCCUCAAUCGCGGAUCACCGACCUUCCUCCCCUCACUGAAAGAUUGUCUGACGCUUUCAGGAGUUCCCGAAGGUGUACCUGUACCUGAUUCAUACAACCUUCCCUUGAUCAACUCCCUUGUCAUGUACGUCGGUGUAUCGUCGGUGGCGCAAGCCAAGGCUAGGAGUGGUUCAUCCAUUUUCGUCUCUGGAGACCCUGGCGUCGUUGCGUUACAUUACUUAGCUACUAAUCUAGAUGUUGAGGGACAACAUCACCUCCUUAGCUCCAUGGUCAUGCACUUACGAUAUCCCAACGCCCAUACACACUGGUUUAGCUCCUUGCUCCUCUAUCUCUUUGUUGAGGUACAAGAUGAUCAUUUCAGAGAGGUGAUGACAAGGGUUCUUCUGGAACGCUUCAUCGUUCACCGACCCCACCCAUGGGGUGCUCUCGUCACCUUCAUCGAGCUGUUGCGGAAUCAGAAGUAUGAGUUCUGGAGCAAGGAGUUCACUCGUGUUGCUCCCGAAGUCCACAUGCUUCUCGACAGUGUGGCGAGAUCCAUUUACUAGUCAAACUCUUCCUGCUCUUGACACUGCUAUCUGUCUCGCAUAUCAUUUAUUUUUCGUUGGGUUUUCUUCACCGCAAUCACUGUACUGUAUCAUUGUUCCAUUUUUGUGUUCAAGAGUGUACCAUCUGGACCUCGAUGAUAUCAUUCCUCCUAAAAGUUCUAUACGACUACAAUACUAUGUACACUGUAGACAGCAUAGCAUGUUUAAUUUGGCCACGACAGACGAGCAUUGCAUCUCCACUUCCAAUUGUUUGCCCUGAAUGAUUCCCAGUACCCAGCAGCCUCCACGCCCGCCGCACCAAUCUUGUCAGCGUGCUUGCCCAUGAAGACAUAGUCGGGGAGAGCAACGCCUGUGCGUAUGGGGAAGAGGCGGGCAGCUUGUUCAAGGCCGACGUCGUCACUUCCCAUGAGUACAAGAGAGACACCUCCGUCAUGCCAGGGAUGCUGCUGCAGCGCUAGUCCACCAGUGGCUGGAUCAUUAAAGCUCCGGUCCCCAAGCGACCAACCUGAACCUUCACUCCACGUUAGCCCAGAGCCCGAUUUGUGGAAGAUCUCUCUGGUGACUGCGGCGUUGUAUCCCCCGAUGACGACGACGUUCCCGCGCAUGUACGUCCACACGUCGUGGCCGCGCAGCACGUCCAUCGCGUCGUUGGCGCUCAUGAUCAGCGCGUCGAGCUUGUGGAACGUGUCGAGGUCGUGUGCAAUGCGUAGCGCGAUGCUCAGCUCCGUGCUCAGCUUGGGCGACUCGGCCUCGAAGGGCACGACGAGGACGAUCGGGCCCUGGGUCGAGAGGAUCGCCUGGGAGCGCCCGAAUCGCUGGAUGGGGUAGGCCUCUGGCGUGACGUCCUGUUCGACGAGCUUAUGGCGCCAGAUCCCUGUGUUGAUGUCGAUGACUUCAAGCCACAGUAUGCCCUUACUGGAGAGGCCGCUCUCGACGAGACGUCCGUUCACGCUCAAAGUAUCAAUGGGCCCGAACCGGCCGAGAUCGACGGACGCGGCAUGCACGUUCGUAGUCUUGAGCUCUACCUUUCCGUCCUUGUUCGUCACAUGCAAACGCGCUAACCGUCCAGGGACUUGCAGUAGAUUGAUCCUCCAACCAUGCAUGGUGCCGCUCUCCGCCGGAACGACGGUCGUAAGCGUGAAGAACAUUGACCGCGUCGGUGGACACUUUUCGGACGUCGAGACUCGGUCUAUAAACCGCUGCACGUCCUCGUGAAGGAGCACGUCAGGGUACCAGUGCGGCUUCCCCUUGUCUUCGCGGAAGACUACAUCCGCGUUAGGGUUCCAUAUCCUCAGCGUGUUGACCAGCUCUCGAGUGUGCCAAGUUGGCACAUUUUCGUCCUCUCCACCAUGGAUGGCAAGGACAGGAGUAUCUACAAGAUUUGUCACGAACAGGUCGUUAUCAUCUGCGGUGAGCGAAGAGUCGAGAAUGGCUCGAAGCGAGGGGUCGAUGAAGUGAGCCGAUCUGGACAUUCCCAGCGAGACGUAAGCCUGUGACUUGACAUAGCCUGCCGCAGGUAUCACUCCAAGUACUCUGUCAGGGUAUCGCUCCGCCACCCACCAGGCGCCCUGUCCGCCAUUGGAAUGACCCAUCAAUACGACAUUGGCUUUCUCCUGGACAGCCCACUGUUUCCAGGGUGAGGCUGAUGUCUCCGUCAGUUCAUGUAGCGCAUCAACAGCGUUCCAUGCAUCUUGUGCGCUGGGACCGUGCCAGUCGAGGCCCCAAGACGUCCGGCCUGUCGGUAUAACAAUCCAGCUGCGUUCCUGACGCGGUAGACUGUCCGCGAAGAACGUCUGAUCAACUACAUCGACGCCUGCGCCAUGCAAAGCUAGCAGCGGCGGGCGGGGUUUCUCCUUCGAAGCGUUAGGCAGCUUCGGAGGAACGAGCAAAAAGUACGUCGGCAUUGUAUUGCCGAAGAGAUACGUCGCCUUGAUCGGCGUGCAUUCCUCGGCUGUCCACAGAGGUAUCUGGCGUAUGGGCAAGGAAACGACCAGUAUCUUCCUUUCUCCCCGGCAUUCUGCAUCAAGUCGGAUGUCAAGUUUCUGCAAGUCUUUAACAGGGAGCGUCUGAGUGACAAUCAGAGGUACGACCCGCGUUUGAGUUGGCGCAAGCCGCGUAUCCCUGGUGAGAUGAACAGAAAGACCCUCUAUGCUAAAGUCGGGCAAUGACGCAGACCGGAUCGUCCACCAACCGUCGACGCUCUUCACACCGACACCAAGGGCAUUCCCGAAUGCGUACCCGUCCACAAAGUCACACGCGACGUGAUGUGUGGCCACUUCUUCCAGCUUGGGCGGGGUAUAUGCGUCUAAAUCCAUGCCGACUUGGAUAUUCAGGCUCAAGGUCGGAGUCUGCGAGUGAUUGACAAGGGGAUCUCCAAACAAACGGAUCUCGUAGUCGCCGCUGACGUAGAGAAAGAAUUGAGUCGGACGAUCUUCAUGCGGCAUAUAUGGUAGCCCAAGGGUUUGGGGGGCAGAUCGGCCGAUGGUAUAGAUGUUUCCUGCGAACCACCUUGGAACGAGGUGGUCGACGUGUUGAGUGGGUGUUACAGUGAAAUACGACCCUUGAAGAAGUUCGACACUCAGUCGGGGCACAAAGAACGGUGGGUAAGGAGCGUUUUCAGGAUCGUCGACUGCAGGAGGGGCAGCGCCUGAAGGUCGGAUGGUCAGAACGGUGCGAAGAACGCUGUGAUGCUGGAGAGCAGCCCAUCCUUCGGUUGCACGAAGGUUCUCCCAGCGAAUGUUGGGAAACGAGACUUUGAGAUUGCCUUGGUUGUCAGAGCGUGCUUUGGACCAAGUGACCGCGCCAUUGUCAGCGUAGGAAGAUGGCCAUGCUGACCGCUGCAAGUCGUGAGGAUCGUGCGGCGAUGUCAAGUCAAGGGGGUAUGAGGGAGAGAGGUAGUGCUGCUCUCUUGCGUGGAUGGGGAACGGGCCAAGGACGUCCCAGUCACGGCCGACCUCGACAGUCCACCUCGGGUCUGUGCUCUCGAUCUGGGUCAUCCGGGUCAGCGUUGGAUCGACAACCCCAAAGUUGUUGUAGUGAAUGUGAA
Messenger RNA from Coniophora puteana RWD-64-598 SS2, 9480 nucleotides. Its product is annotated as Not1-domain-containing protein. Gene Ontology annotation, molecular function: molecular adaptor activity. Lineage: Eukaryota; Fungi; Basidiomycota; Agaricomycetes; Boletales; Coniophoraceae. The record is from RefSeq and is a predicted model, not a curated record. The transcript is spliced from 32 exons. Gene Ontology annotation, cellular component: CCR4-NOT core complex; P-body. Gene Ontology annotation, biological process: nuclear-transcribed mRNA catabolic process, deadenylation-dependent decay. Bases 96 to 6434 code for a protein of 2112 amino acids.